This is a messenger RNA of Tetrahymena thermophila SB210, 345 nucleotides long. RefSeq lists its product as hypothetical. The record is from RefSeq and is a predicted model, not a curated record. The transcript is spliced from 2 exons. NCBI's taxonomy places the organism in Eukaryota, Ciliophora, Oligohymenophorea, Hymenostomatida, Tetrahymenidae.
AUGCCUUCGUAGGUAAGAGGUUCUGUUAUAGUUUCUAAUGGCAAUUAUCUCUUUUCAAUAUGCAAGCCUUCCUUUAAACUUGUUUUCUCGCACAGUAGCACCGCAGAUAUGUUGUAUUUGACCCUUUUUAUAAAUGCUACUGACGCCACAAAGCUGACUCUUUCUAUUUCUCAAAGUAGAAAGGUUAAUAUUUUGAUCGUUCAAUAGAAGAAGUGUCUGCACAUUCAAUUUACUAAGAGUUCUUUCAAGUCCCCAAAAACUCUCAACCGUUUGGAAAGAGGAUUUUUUCCCCUAUAAAUCGCUUUUUGCAGGCUUUCAUUCCUUAACCAAAACAUUGUUAUCUGA